Messenger RNA from Spirometra erinaceieuropaei, 1238 nucleotides. Lineage: Eukaryota; Metazoa; Platyhelminthes; Cestoda; Diphyllobothriidea; Diphyllobothriidae. The record is from the annotation of a GenBank genome assembly.
AGACCGUCACGCGUGGAGAGGUACUGUUCGGGACAUCAUCGAGGCCGGCUAGAUCAGGCAUGAUCGCAGCCGUAUCAAGUACAAGUAAGUACAAGAAGACUGAAGCGGUUGGCAGGCUUUUCGCUUCCAAAGAUAGCGUUCUGUAAGGGGGCAGUUUAUACACACACGUAUGUAAAUCCCUUGGUUGGGAAAAGAUCGCAAAUUGUGAAGCUGAUAAUUUUAAUAAGACGGGAAAUUAGUGCCUUAUCCGGAAAAUCAACGGUUUUUGCUUUUUUCGUCAUACCAUCAAGGUUUUUGUCCAGUUGGUUGUUGCUGGUUUUCGCCACACCAAAGGGAAGGGCGGGAAAUCGCGUCAUGCCACCUCCAGUCUCUAUCCGUCAGGGUGAAAUUAGAUGUCAUCAGCGGUUUGCUAUUUGCGAAAACCUGUCGAAGUGCGAUACUGGAGUUGCCCUCUGACAGUGGAUUUUCGGACUGGCCACUUGGGGGUCGCCUGCUUUAGCGCAACCUAUUGGAGGUUGGGACAAGCGGGUUGUUUGUUUCAAAACCGUCCUGUCGUCCAAUGGUUUUGCCGAUAUGCAAGUUCGUCAUCAAAUGUAUACCUUGAAGUCCUAAAGCGACUGGACCGACGCUGCUUAUGACUUUCACCUUCAUGACCGUCUCCAUUUAAUGCUAGAAUUAGUUGCCGGCCUGACUUGGUAAAUGAUCUUCAUUCCGGUCAAAUUUUGCAAAUUUUUUACUACGAAUAAUCAUGGCCUCCCUGCCGUUGUCGAUGGCGCAAAAUGGACACACGAAAGCAGGAUUCCUAUCAUAUGGAGCUGAUCCAAAAUGCCCACUUGCUAGGUAUUGUCUUUUUAGUGAGCUCUUUUAAGAGGGCCUGUUUUAGGGAUGUAUAUGGGUUAGUCACGAAAAUUUCACUUUCUACAAUUUUUUAAUCCACAGACAUGACGCCGUACUACAAACACGUAUGUAAACAACUCCACCUAAAUAUUGACCAAGCCUUGGUUGAUCAAAUGCAAGCAGCCAAUGUCGAGAAGCUGAAGGAACUCGACGAAAAGAUUAAGAACGCAGAGAAGAAUGAAGGCGAAACCGAAAUCCGUGAAUCAAUGCUUGCAAAAGCGCAUUACUUGAGCAAAAUUGGCAAUAAGGUUUGCGUCACCUUUUGACCAGGACUAGUUAUUUCAAAGGCUGAGGCUCUGGCCCAGUUUCGCCUCCUUCUCGACAAAACUGUCCUCCCCGGC